Molecule: messenger RNA, 1107 nt
Organism: Colletotrichum graminicola M1.001
Lineage: Eukaryota; Fungi; Ascomycota; Sordariomycetes; Glomerellales; Glomerellaceae
Product: platelet-activating factor acetylhydrolase
Exons: 2
Coding region: 1-1107 (368 amino acids)
Molecular function (GO): 1-alkyl-2-acetylglycerophosphocholine esterase activity
Source: RefSeq, a predicted model, not a curated record
AUGAAGGUCCAAAUCCACUCGACCCUAAAGUUUUAUCUCGGGGCCUUGAUUGCGCAGAUAGUCCUUGGAGAACAAAUUCCCGCUCCCACGGGCGAGUACAAUGUCGGUGUCCAGCGUUUUGCUAUUCCUUUCUUGAACGAGGAAGAUCCCGUGUGGCCGAACGGCAUCGCAACCGAAUAUCUCGCCACACUAUAUUAUCCAACCUCGGAUGAGAAGCCUUGCCCAGAGCCCUACCUAGAGGCUGAGCUUGCUCAGCUGUAUGCCACUCUGUGGAGCUUCAAUAUAUCUCACCUGACGUCGACAGUACGGUGGAACGCCUCAUAUCUGGAUGAAGGAACCGGCCCGACGCUUCUUUUCGGACCCGGUGGUUGGGGUCCACCCACUGAUGGCAACUACAUUGUCAUUUCCGACCUCGUCUCGCAUGGAUACGUCGUGGCUGCAUUUGACCACAUCUACGAGCAGCCCUUUCUGCGAUAUCCCAAUGGCACUGGUGUCUACGGCCUCUCGCCAGCUUUUAGUAACUACACUAGUGAAUGGGUCGAGAAGCUGCACGCCACCAGGGUCAAGCACCAACUGCAUUUCAUUGACUUCUUUCCUUCAUUAGUGGCAGACCUCAAAGCGCCCUUCAAGACUGACAAUUACGGCGCAUUCGGCGUGUCCAUCGGAGGCUCCGCUGCUCUUACUGUGGCUCUAGAGAGCGACGCAGUAGCUGCCGCCAUCAACGUAGACGGUACAAUAUUUGGUCGAUUAAACAGCACCUCCGACUCGGACCUGAGAAAGCCAUCACUUAUUCUUGGCUUCCAAAAUCACAAUGCAAAUACUGAUCAAACUUGGAACAAUUACCGCGCCUGGCAAAGUGGCUGGUGGCGUUUGCUAUCUGUAGAUGGUACCACCCACGGUGACUGGUCUGACAGGACAAUUUGGAAGGUUUUCGGGACAACACGUCCGCUCGGUCCGAUUGACGGUAACAGAAUGGUCAAUAUCUCGAGGACGUUUAUCAGAGCUUUCUUUGAUAAGACUUUUCUGGGCACUGAGGAGCCACUUCUGGACACCCCUUCCGCGGACUUCCCUGAGGUGCACUGGGAUGAAAUACAUGAUGGACGGUAA